This is a messenger RNA of Schistosoma margrebowiei, 1098 nucleotides long. Lineage: Eukaryota; Metazoa; Platyhelminthes; Trematoda; Strigeidida; Schistosomatidae. The record is from the annotation of a GenBank genome assembly.
AUGCUUAUUUCAUUUUUAUUUAUCGUAUCCUAUCACUAUUUUUAUCAUUAUUAUUUUCAGAAUAAUAAAAUUCAUAUAGUUUCACUGAUUGAAAGUGAUAAAGACUUCAAUUAUAUAAAUGUACUGAUCAAAUCUAUACUGUAUCACCAAAAACGUUUUCAUUGUCAAAAUAACAAAUGUUGUCUAAGUGACUUGUGCAAACGAAGCAAGACUGGAAACUUUCCAUGUUCACAUAAGAAAAUACUGAAGACUAAUGGUCCAAUAACUUUCCAUUUUAUUACUGAUAAAUCCACACAACUGAAAUUUCAAAAAAUGGAACAAAGUUGGCAAUUGAUAAAUGUGAAAUUUCAAUUUUACGAAUACCAACAUUAUUUGGAUAAAAUUAAGUGGGUUCUAUCAAAACGUUCUUCAGAUAUUAAAUCUUGUUUAAAAUUAUUAUUACCCGAAAUUCUACCGAAAAGUGUCAAACAGGUCAUCGUUCUUGAUACAUGUUUGUUGUUAAAUACAGACAUCAAUGAAUUGUGGGAUCAUUUCAGAUAUUUUAAAUCUUCUCAAAUGUUAGGAGUGACAAUGGAACAAAAUCCCGAGUUUGAAGUUGUCAUGAAGAGUCUAAUUAAAGGCUGGAGAGGUUAUGGAUAUAAUAGCGGAGUUGUUUUAAUGGACUUAGCUAAACUACGUUCAGCAGUAUGGAACCAUUUAUGGAUGAGUGCUAUUAAAUUUGUUAUGAAGGCAACGCGUUAUUUGUCAGCUGGGGAACAAGGUGUUAUAAAUUUAAUCAUGUUUAGAAACAAUGAGAUAUUUUACAAAAUACCAUGUGAAUGGAACAUACAACUCAGUUCAGGUGUUGAUGUACAUAGAUGUCCAGUUAGUUGGUUGGCUGAAAAUUCUCUAUUAAACAACAGGGAUUUAAUGUAUGGGAAACAACCUAAAAUUGUGUACUUAAACCAUCAAGUAAAACCGGAAUAUCUGAACUUGGAAAAUAUAUUAAAUGUUGAUACCAAUGUAUCACUUACGACUUAUAAUGCUAACUUACUCUACAUGGUGUAUCUUAAAGAAUAUUUUAAAUAUCGACAUAUCAGUCAAAAAUGUUUCUAUUAA